Molecule: messenger RNA, 2242 nt
Organism: Styela clava
Lineage: Eukaryota; Metazoa; Chordata; Ascidiacea; Stolidobranchia; Styelidae
Product: polycomb protein eed-like
Molecular function (GO): protein binding
Source: RefSeq, a predicted model, not a curated record
CAAAGCCGGUUCGCGCGUUUUAUAAAACGUUAACUAUAGCAGAGCGUUUGUGUGCUCGUAAUGUUACGGAAUUGCUGACUGAAACAUCGAUGAAAAUCAAAAUGGAAAAAGUUAAAAGGAAGAGCGAAAUGGAAGUAGAUGAUGAUAACACAGAAGACGCAUCAGUUGCAAGUAACGACAUGGACAAUAACUCUGAUGAUAAUGAUUCCGAAUUAAGUUCCGGCGUUAGUCACGGAAGCGGUGCCGGUACCACAAAAAGAAGAUUCAAAGGCCGAGGGAAAUUUCAUAAAAAGCAAAUUCUAAAAUCUCUUUUCAAAUGUGUCAAUUCGUUGAAGGAGGACCAUGGAAAACCCUUGUUUGGCGUUAGUUUCAAUCAAUUCAUGGGUGAAAAUGAACCCCAAAUGUUUGCUACUGUUGGAAGCAAUCGUGCAACUAUUUAUGAAUGUUGCGAGAACGGAUACAUAAAACUCCUACAAGCCUAUGAAGAUCCCGACCAUGAUGAAACAUUUUAUACCUGUGCUUGGAGUCUUGAUACAACAACUGGUCACCCCAUUCUUUCAUUUGCUGGGUCAAGAGGAGUGAUAAGAGUAUUCAACAUCAUCACAAAGCAGUGUGCGAAGCAUUACCAUGGUCACGGUAAUGCAGUGAAUGAAUUGAAAUUUCAUCCAACAAAGCUAAAUUUGCUGUUGAGUGCUUCAAAAGACCAUUCUUUGCGUAUGUGGAAUAUAAAAACUGACACGUUGGUUUGCGUUUUUGGAGGGGUGGAAGGUCACAGAGAUGAGGUUUUGAGUUGCGAUUUUGAUAUCACUGGAACUAAAAUUGUUUCAUGUGGGAUGGAUCAUUCAUUGAAAAUUUGGCGAUUAGAUCAAUCAAUCAUAGAGCUUGCUAUGGAAGCUUCGGAAAAAUAUGAUGGCUCAAAAUAUAACAAACCUUUUCCAACCAUUCAUAUCCAUUAUCCAUAUUUCACCACGAGGGACAUUCACAGGAAUUAUGUUGAUUGUGUUAAAUGGUAUGGUGACUUUUUACUUUCAAAAUCAUGUGAAAAUCAUCUUGUAUGCUGGAAACCAGGGUUUGUCGAGUCUGAUAUAGACACCUUAAAGUUAAUGGAAAAGACUAAUGUUACUAUUCUAAGUCGACUUCAAUAUCAACAUUGCGAAAUAUGGUAUAUGCGGUUUGCAAUGGAUAUGCGACAGCGAUUUCUUGCUCUUGGAAAUCAAUACGGGAAAACCUUUGUUUGGGAUCUUGAGAAAAUGGAUACUUCUAAACCAAAGUGCUUGCCUCUGGUCAACGUUAGAUGCACAAAUUCAAUUCGUCAAACUGCUUUCUCAAAAGAAGGAAACAUUCUUAUCUGUGUAUGUGAUGAUGCUACAAUUUGGAGAUGGGAUUUGCAGGGAAAAUGAGCUAUCAGCCACUGUAUUUUGUUGUGCAGUUAAAGUUGCACUGGGUUGGUUAUAGCCAGUCAAAAAUGAAAAGUUGAAUGCUUCAGUAAAAUAUUGCUUUAUAUUCUCUAAAUUUGAAUGUGUCUAAAUUUGCACUAUUGUUUUUCCACCAAUCAUCAUGGACCAUGUUUCGCUACCUGAUAUUGCUUGGUAUAACCCUAAAUCUGCUGCUCAGCGAAGGGGUUGACUACCGGCAUGCCUUACUCAAUCAUGAAUACAAACCAUCUACCAAUUGUUUUGCAUGUAACCUUUGCAGUAUGUAAAUUCAUUGACAAAGCAUUGGAAAAGUCACAGCUUUUUGAUGUUUUAAAGUAUCUUAUUCCAGUGGGCAGAGGUAUCUGACAAGUAAACUGGUGCAAUUUGUUCCAGAGGUAAAUCCACUCAUUUUUUAAAGUAUGUUAAAAGUUACAUAACAAGGUUUCUUGCAUACCUAUAUCCGUAUAUGUAUAGUUCCGACAUCACUGAUAUGCUGUUAAUCAUAUCGAAACUUUUGCUAUUCUGUGUAGGCCAUAUCUUGAUUCUUGAAUCAAUGAUUGUUUUGAAUUAUCAACACAACCUCGUCACAUUUUAUAUCGAAAAGCUGUGGGCUUUAUCUUUGCCUACAUGACAAGCUGCAGAACUGAUAUAAAAUGGCUCCAUUUUGUAGGCAAUGAAUAGACCGUCUCCUACCUACAUAUUGAGCGAUAGUUACUUGUGUUUCAUAUUUAGUAUGGGCUAUUUGAUGCACUGAAUCAGAAUACACAUUUUCACUUUAUUUCCAACCUAAAAUACCGUUUCUACAUUAAAUUAGAUGAACACUAAAA